AUGUCGUCAGAGAUAAGAAAUGUUGUCAUCGUUGGAUCGGGUGUUAUGGGCUCUGGAAUUGCACAGGCGGUAGCGAUAAAGGGAUUUAACGUCACAGUGGUUGAUCUUAAUGAACAGCUCAUUCAAAAAGCUAGAAAUUACAUCGAAAAAAUUCUAAAUCGUGUAGGAAGAAGAAAAUUUAAUGAUGAUCAGCUGAAAAUUGAGGAAUUUGUUAGAACGUCAAUGACUCGUGUUUUUGUGACUACAAAUUUACUAGAAGCUGUUAAAGAUGCUGACCUUGUAAUUGAAGCAAUUGUUGAAAAUUUAGAAACUAAGCAGAAAAUGUUUAAAUCUAUUGAUUCAGUUGCAAAAGCUUCUACAAUUUUUGCUAGCAAUACAUCUUCAAUUCCAAUAAGUAUGAUAGCCAAGAAUUCUAAAAGAUUGGAUAGAUUCUGUGGUCUUCACUUUUUCAAUCCAGUUGCAAUGAUGGAACUUCUUGAAGUCAUUAGAAUUCCAGAAACAAGUGAGGCUACUUACCAACUAGUCAUGGCAUUUGGAAAGAAGCUCGGCAAAACAUGUGUCACUUGUAAAGACACACCUGGAUUUAUUGUUAAUCGGCUUCUAUCACCAUUCAUUAAUGAGGCACUUACAAUGCUUGAAGAAGAUGUGGCUACUAAGGAAGAUAUUGAUGCAGCUAUGAAACUUGGUGCAGGACAUCCAAUGGGACCAUUUGAGCUUUGUGACCUUGUUGGUCUUGACGUCAUUCACAAUGCUCGUAAAUUUUAUCAUGAUCAAUUCCCAGAUAUACCAUUUUUCGCACCAAGUACUAUAGUUGAUAAGAUGGUUAAAGAGGGAAAAUUGGGCGUCAAGAGUGGUGAAGGAUUUUACAAUUAUAAAUAA
This is a messenger RNA of Chironomus riparius, 879 nucleotides long. NCBI's taxonomy places the organism in Eukaryota, Metazoa, Arthropoda, Insecta, Diptera, Chironomidae. The record is from the annotation of a GenBank genome assembly.